UAUUAUUGAUAUUAAUGACUAGAUAAUAAAAUAACAACGUAAUUUAAGCUAUAAGAUUAUUUUAUUAUAAAAUGAUGGGGAACUCCUACUCGUACGUUUUUGUUUUGGUUAAAUUGAGGACAAGGAUUAGAUAUAAUAAACUCGGACUAAACUUAUGAUAUUCGGCAGCGAAGAGGGGUCACAGUGAAAAGAGCCCAUGAUAGAUAUAAAAGUCUGUUAAUUUGCCCCAGAGGGUUAUUCUGUUAAAAUAGUUUCAAUGAAGAGCAUUAUUUUUAAGUCGAAAGUGAAAUAUUAUGAUUUUGGUCAGAAUGGGUCACUAUUACAAAAUUUUGAGAAAAGUAUUUGUUGUUGCUAGUAUUGGUGUUAUUUUUUCUUUCUUUCUGACCAACACUUCAGCUGCGGUUAUCACCGAAAUACAUCAGAAUAGCGAAGUAACAAAGAACUGUCCGGAUAAAGAUUGUAAAGAACUUUAUUUAGAACUCACUAAAAAAAUUAAUACAACGCUCGACAUGAAUAUAAAUCCUUGUAACAACAUUCAACAAUUUGUUUGCGGUCACUCUAGACUUGAGAGCUUUUCAGAAAAAACCAACGUGAACUAUGAUAUCAUGAGCAAACAUCUUGAAAAUUUGGUGACGCAAUCAGGUGAUUUCGCCGACUUCAGACCCUUUAAACUUAUCAACGAUAUUUACAGAACAUGCAUGAGAUACGAAAAUGCUGGACAGCAAUCUUUGGAUCUUCUGCGCGAUGUUAUUAAAAAGCUCGGCAGCUGGCCUCUUUUGGAAGGAGACAAUUGGAAAGAAUCGGAUUUCGAUUGGAUAGAUUUUUCAAUAAAAACCCAAAACAUCGGAUUAGCAUCGUUUCAUUUCUUAGAUUUCACGAGGUUCCAAAAUAAACAUGAUGGUGAGCCAACAGUCGGCUUGCUACUCUACGUUGCUUCUGGUGAAUUUUCGAGAUCCGCUCCGUCGAAUACUGUAAUUGCUGCUUACAAAAAUUAUAUUGCUAAAGUCUCUGAAUUGCUAGGAAACACCCAAACAUCGAAAGAAGAAAUUGAUGAAAUGGUUGCAUUCGAAUGUGACAUUUCUAAACUAAACAAUGAUCAAAAAUUUGAUAAUACAGAAAUAUCAUUCUAUGAACUUACCAAAGAAUUUCCAUCAACGAAUUGGCAAAAAUUCUUUGAAAAUAUUCGAGUUUGUAACAAUGAAACUCCAACGAAUCUUUCAAAAUUAAGUGUUAUGAAACUUCCGGCCCUUUCUGGCUUUUUCGAGCUCAUGGAAAAAACUCCGAAACGUGUCCAAGUAAAUUACGCAGUAUGGAGAAUAAUACAAGAAACGAUUCUUUAUUUGACAGAGGAAUUUCGUGAGCUACAACGCGAAUACUGUUUGACUCAGAAGUGCAUGAUCGAGAGGCGUGAGACCUCUUGCUUAAGCGUUAUCGGAGAUUAUCUAGAUCCCGCUCUUAAGUUAUUGUUUGCUAAAAAUUUCUACAAAAAUGGCAUCGAUAUGAUUAUCACAGAAAUGGCAGUAAAUAUAAAAGAGCAAUUGGUGGAUUUGAUAAACGAGUCGACUUGGAUGGACAAAGGAACUAAAAAUCAGGGAAUUGAGAUACUUGGAAAUAUGUCAUUCGUAAUUGGUUUUAAAGACAAGAAUAAUACCGAUGAUGAAUUUCUAAAAUAUUACGAAAAUUUAGAAAUAGACACGAAUAAUUAUCUCCAGACGCUAAUAAAUUUGGAAUUGUUUGAUCAAAAAUUCGAUACCUACACAAAUUUAAUUAAAAUAAAUUCUCACAAUAUAGUUACAUCUGAUCAUGUAUACAACGAUAAAGGAGUGCUCUAUGUGCCAAUGUCAAUGCUUCAAGAACCGUUCUUCAGUGUUCAUUAUCCGAUGUAUGUAAAUUACGGUUACACUGGUAAAGCCAUUGCCGAUGAAAUAGUAAAGACGAUUGUUUCUUUGGGAAUAGACAAUCUUAGUAGCAUUGAUUUGCGUAGAGUUUAUCAUAAUAAAGCAACAUGUUUCGAGCAACGAAUGAAGAAUUAUACUUCUGAUAACGUAGGACGUCCGAUUGAAGAAUUGUUUUACGCUAAAAAACAAAUUAGCGAACAUAUCGCUUACAAAGCAACAUAUCGAGCUUACCAAAAAUGGCUCACCGAAAAUGGAAUUGAACCCUCGCUACCCGAAUUACCCUUCUCAAAUAAUCAGUUGUUCUGGAUUAAUUCAAUUCGUAAUUCCUGUAAUAAUUUUCAAAAAGAACCAAUAGUUAUCGAUAAUAAGUAUUCCGUUUUUGACUUUUAUAAAAUAAGAGCUGUGACAAAUUUCCGAGAAUUUCAUAAAGAUUUCAAUUGUCCAGCUGAUGGUUCAUUUGUUGAAAAUUAUGGACCUGCGUGCACUUUCUAAUAAGUUUUCCCGGGAAAAAAUGAUUUUGCCUAAUUAUAUAUAAUUAUAUAUGAUUAUAUAUGGAAUAUAUAUAAUUAUAUAUGGUAUUAUAUAUACUUAUAUAUGGUUAUAUAUAGGCCUAUAUAUAAGUAUAUAUAGCCUUAUAUAUAAUUAGACCUAAUUAUACCGGGAAAAAAAUGAUUUUGCCUGAUUAUAUAUAGAAUAUAUAUGGUUAUAUAUAGACCUAUAUAUAAGUAUAUAUAGUCUUAUAUAUAAUUAGACCUAAUUAUA
Microplitis mediator is the source of this 2660-nucleotide messenger RNA. RefSeq names its product neprilysin-2-like. Gene Ontology annotation, molecular function: metalloendopeptidase activity. Bases 294 to 2390 code for a protein of 698 amino acids. Gene Ontology annotation, cellular component: plasma membrane. The transcript is spliced from 10 exons. NCBI's taxonomy places the organism in Eukaryota, Metazoa, Arthropoda, Insecta, Hymenoptera, Braconidae. Gene Ontology annotation, biological process: protein processing. The record is from RefSeq and is a predicted model, not a curated record.